This is a messenger RNA of Triplophysa rosa, 1548 nucleotides long. RefSeq lists its product as uncharacterized. The record is from RefSeq and is a predicted model, not a curated record. The coding region runs from base 70 to 1197 and encodes 375 amino acids. NCBI's taxonomy places the organism in Eukaryota, Metazoa, Chordata, Actinopteri, Cypriniformes, Nemacheilidae. The transcript is spliced from 8 exons.
CCAAGCUCAUUUAUCCUUCAUAUACACACCUAUACGACAAAUCUCCUGAAUGAACACAAAAACAUCGUCAUGAUUCUUGUGAUGCUUCUUUUAAAAUUAGGACACCAAGCCGCUGUAACAAGUCUGAGCACCGGGACCCAGCGUGAGAUUAAAAAUGCAAAACUUGAAGAGCCGCUUACUUUAAAGUGCACUUACAAUUGUUCCAGUGGCUUCACUCGUGGUCACUGGAAAUGGGAAGAUACACCUGCAUGUAACAAGUGUGAAUGGAGACCUGAAUAUUCCAAAUCAGGAGAGAUGUGCAUUGCAAGUUUGUACACACCUCAUCUAAUGUUGCAGCAAACCCGUUAUAACUAUUCCUGUGUGUCUGAAGAGAGCGAUCGGCCAGGCCUUCCUCGUAAAACAGAGCUUCUGGUAACAUUGAAUGUUCCAGAUGAAUCCCAUAAACCAGUAACUCCUCUUAAAGAACAUGGUCCAUCUCUGAGAGUGAAGAUGUACAGAGGUCACAUGGAGUCGGACGAGGUGUUAACCUCAUUAUCCACCAUAGAAGUGAUGGCUGGAACCUCACUUAGACUUCUUUGUGUUGCCCCUGACAACAAACACUGUGAAGGACAGUGGGUCAAGGGAAACAGUUCAAUCCCUUUGUCCAAAAAUGACACUGUGGUCCAGUGGAGUCAAAUCAAAGCGGAGGAUGGUGGACGUUACAGGUGCCAGACAAAAGGGACUUGCACUGGCAAGCCUAUAACUGUGGAAAUAGAGGUCAUCGAAUCUGAUAGAUUCACCUGGGCCAAGGUCUUUGCUGCUUUUGCGGUGUCUGCAAUGUUUGUUCUGAUGGCCCAUCUGAUAUAUCUGUGCUACAGAAGAGGGUGUAAGCCAGUGGACACAAGCUUAACCCAUGACAGGGCUACAUCCAGAAACGCUGUUGUUAUGAGGCCAGUCACUCAAGACACACAGAGUGAUCAUGAAGUACCUUAUGCUGACAUUGUGAUCUCUGUGAGAGGAUCCAGCCAUCCUGAUCUGUCCGACACCAAUGACCAUUCUUCAAAACUCCAAAGACCUAAAUGGAAAGACGAGGCCAGAGCAGGUCUACCUUACGCUUCAUCUGACAGACUGCACAUCCACUCUAGAGAGGUCACCAGGAAAUUAAGCACAACGUCAGAAUAUGCUGUAAUUACCUACUCCUGCGAGGCUCUCAGUUAGUUACUUCAAAUAACCAUGUGACUUUUAGAAAAUAAAGUGUUGGCAAGAUCCUGAAAUUCUGUCAUCUUUAAUUAAAACGUUGUGUACAUGUGUAAACGAGUGUGUGUCUUGAAUAAUUAUUUUAACAUUUAGUUCUUAUCUAAAACAACCUAUGCCUAGUAAUCACUUUGGAUAAAUGUGUCUUCUUAAUACAUAUGUAAUGUAAAUGUGCUUGUCAGUUGCAUGGACCCCUGCAUGACAUUAAACUUUUACCUUAGUUUUAUUUUUAUUGUUUUCAUUAAAAAUGUAUAAACUGCGUGCAUACAUUUGUAAAUAUUUGUUUAUAUUUUACUGAUAACGAUGAAAAGCUGU